UUUUAUGGACAUCCACAUGACGGUGGCUUAAGUCAUGACAUGAGUGUGAUGUGAUACAGGUGUCACAUCCCCUCCACACGACGGAAAAAAGUCCUCUGCCCUGUCUGCUGGCGCCACGUUGAAACCCUCACACACACGUAUCCCACUCAAUGAACCAACCCAUCCAAUACGUGACAAACCGCUGUCAGUCCCGCUCCCCAAACCCUCUCCUGCCGCUGCUGCUGCUGCUGCUGCUGGUGAUCUGCCCCCUCUCCCUGCUAUCUCGUUGUAACGACCCCCAGCCGGUCUGUAUCAAAGCUGACGGCAGCGUCUGAGGAAUGGCCAGCCCGGGCGGCGGCGCGGGGGGCGGAGAACCGCUGAAGAUCUUGGACACCUGAGGGGCGGCAUCAUCGACACACGGCGCACACAUCACAAGAGAGAGAGAAAGGGGUGAGUUCUCGUCACUCACUCACCCUCUCAUAGAGGGCCAUCUGGCUCGGCUGGAACUGGGCGGGCGCCUGCGUGGCUUGCCUCUGCACUCCUUCAGCCUCGCCGUUCCCCUCCUCCGACCCACCAGCCGACUCGACAUAGUGGUCCCCUUUCCUGACCACACCACCAGCAGCAGCACCAGCAGCUGGAGCAGUCUGGCUCCCCAGCUUGCCUGAUGCGCGGUUGUAGUCGACAACCGUCUCGGCGUGCCGCUCGAAGAAGGCAAGGAGAGGCUCCUUGUAGGCAGUCACCUGUGGGGUCAGCGGCAUGCAGACAGAGAGAGAGAGAGAGAGAGGUGCGCAUGGGUGGAUCCCUUGGUGGAUCAGUGUGCUGACCACUGCGAGGUAUCCGGCCACAAAGCAGCUGACAGAUGAUACGAUGGUCGCCAGACGGACGUGACGCGACCCUGCACUCGCGCACACACGACAUGUGCAUUCACUCAGACACACCCACAUUCUCCCUCAUCUAUAUUCUAAGCUUACGUGUUGCCUUCAUGGCCCAGUAUGUGAAUGUGCCACCAAAGACGGCCCCUCCCAUCCCGUAGGUGACCACCUCGGCGCCCAGGUGCUUGAGGAACUCGAUGUCGGAUGGCCUGAAGGGCUCCUCCGGUGUGUAGCGCCACCUCUUGUCGCCCUCUGCGAGCUCCCUUUGCUUGUCCAGCACCUUGUGAGGCGCCAUCGCCCGCUUGCUCGACGGAGGGGGCAGCGACUGGUGCACGUGGAACAACACACAGGCAGACAGGCAGAAGCGCAUCAGACUGGAUGGAUUCAUGGUCUUUCUGGUGGUGUGCGACGGAUGGGCCAUGAAUUGCAUGCUGCGCCCGUGCUGGUGUGCUUGUGUCUGGGGGUGUGUUGCUUACGAGGCUGUCCCAGGCGGUCAUCUCGGUACCAGGAGGCGGUGCGUAAGGAUCCAUGUUGUCACUCAUUUCCAACGUCAGCUGAGGGGCCACGGCUCUUCAGCAACGCUCUGCCGCUGUGUUGAUUAAUCAGGCUGAGUUUUGU
This is a messenger RNA of Vitrella brassicaformis, 1469 nucleotides long. Lineage: Eukaryota; Vitrellaceae. The record is from the annotation of a GenBank genome assembly.